Molecule: messenger RNA, 1788 nt
Organism: Ceratina calcarata
Lineage: Eukaryota; Metazoa; Arthropoda; Insecta; Hymenoptera; Apidae
Product: three prime repair exonuclease 2
Exons: 4
Coding region: 164-1168 (334 amino acids)
Biological process (GO): DNA catabolic process
Cellular component (GO): cytoplasm
Molecular function (GO): nucleic acid binding; 3'-5'-DNA exonuclease activity
Source: RefSeq, a predicted model, not a curated record
UUUCCCACUAUUCCAGGAUGUCGGGGAUGUCCUGACAAAUGACGAACGAUCGGCAUUGGAUCGGCAUGGUAUAAAAUAAAUACGUUGAUUUAUUACUGAUUUAUUACUGAUUUAUUACUGAUUUAUUACUGAUUUAUUACUACGUGAGCCGUAUGUGAGUGGAAUGAAAUCCAUUCGACGUUAUUCAAAUUCUAGAAAUCAACCACCUCCUUCACUGUGUUCAAACAAAAUAAUUACAAAAAUGAUAAACACGUUCAUAUUUAUGGAUUUGGAAACGACCGGAUUAAUUAAAGGAAGCUUGAUGCCAAAAAUCACAGAAAUCUCACUGAUCGCGGCAUCGAGAAGUGGUAUAUGUAAUGCUACAAAUGCAUUACCAAGAGUUUUGCAAAAGCUUGUUUUAGCUGUAAAUCCAGAGAAACCCAUCCCUAGAGUUGUACAGAAUAUGACAGGUUUAUCAAAUGACCAUUUGGAUAAAGUUGAAUGUUUUAACUCUGAUGUAUUUGACUUAAUUAUUAAGUUUUUAAAACGACAAACAGCACCAGUUUGCUUUGUAGCUUACAAUGGAAAUAGAUUUGACUAUCCAAUACUUUUAUCAGAACUUAAAACAAUUGGCCAGACUUUCAGUGAAGAUAUUUUAAGUAUUGAUAUGAUGUAUAUAGUUAAAGACUUUUGCUCACGUAAAACACGCUUGGAGUUGGACUAUAAUAAUUUACUGAACGAUGGGUAUGACGAAGCUUUAUCUAUUGCAUUGGACUCUACUCUGAAGCAUGUCAUGAAAAUGGAUUGUGAUAAUGAUGCUUGUUCUAAUGAAACUAGAGUAACUGUGGCUUCCUCCAACGAUGUGAAUAACAGUCCAGGAACUAGUUAUGCCAAAAGAAUGCAGGCAAUCAAUGAGAAGACGCCUGAAAGUCAAAUUCUAAAGUCGCACAAUAACAAUGUACAAAACUGGAAGGCGAAUACUGUAAGAAGGCAAUUAAACUUUAUAUGUCCACCAAGUGAUUUUAAACUAGGUACCGUUUUAAAGUACAUUUGUGGUUUUGAACCUGAAAAUGCACACAGUGCAGAAGGAGAUUGUCUCAGUAUGAUACAUUGUGCUAUUGCAAUGAAAGACUUUGCCCAAGAAGCUGAUUUGAAAGCAGUACCCUUAAUUAAUUUUACCAAAGCGUGAUAUAUUUUAGAUGAUAUUUUUUUUAUAUUAUGAACGUACUUCUUUAUUUCUACGCGUAUACUGGGUAUUCGGCUAGUGGUGAAAAGAACUUAAGGAGCCAUUCUGGAAGUCUGUCGUCAAAAGUGAAAAAAAGGUGUCUUUGAAACUGUUAGUUGUAAGUUAUUAAAAAUUUCUUCUGAUCGUACGCGAACUCAUAUUGAAUGGUAUAUCUUACACUUUUAGAGGCAUAUUGCAUCUAAGAACCGAGUUCGCCAAUUGAAAUCUCGCAUGCACUACAAUUAUUCUUGACUUUCGUCUAUAACUUCUAAAAUCGUUCCUUUUAUUCACUAAUAACCGAAUACGCUGCUUAUGUAUAUUUUAUGAUACAUAUUUUAAAAAAUAACAUAUUCUAUGAUACAUGUUUUAAAAGAUUGCAAGUACCAAAAACACGUAAAAGUUAACUUCUAUAUUGAUUAAAAGAGUUUGUUAUUUUCAUGUGUGAUUACGUGUAAGUUAGGUAUAACUGAGAAAGAAGAUUGGACUGAUAUAUAGUAUAUAUUUAUUAAAAAUGUAAAAUUGAUACCUUUAAAUUUGUUUGUAAGUAUUCAAAAGUUUAUAAUAAAAGAUGAUAGUACAAAGGA